Struthio camelus australis is the source of this 922-nucleotide messenger RNA. Lineage: Eukaryota; Metazoa; Chordata; Aves; Struthioniformes; Struthionidae. The record is from RefSeq and is a predicted model, not a curated record.
CAUGCUUCUUGGAUUUACUGCAGAUCUCAUUCAAGUGGCUUUUCUCACCUGCUCGUAUGAGUUGGCGAUAAGAAACGUGACCUCCCCAUGGUGUUCGCUCUUCAAUGAAGAAGAUGCCAAGGUACUGGAAUAUCUGAAUGACCUGAAGCAGUACUGGAAGAGAGGAUACGGCUACGAAAUCAAUAGUCGCUCCAGCUGCAAUUUAUUCCAAGAUAUUUUCCAGCAGUUGGACAAAGCGGUGGAAGAGAGCAAAAGUUCAAAGCCCAUUUCUUCACCUGUGAUUGUACAAAUUGGACAUGCAGAGACACUUCAGCCACUGCUUGCUCUUAUGGGCUUCUUCAAAGAUGAUGAGCCUCUCAGGGCAAACAAUUACGUGAGACAAAUGCAUCGGAAAUUUCGCAGUGGCCGGAUUGUGCCUUAUGCAGCAAACCUGGUAUUUGUACUUUAUCACUGUGAUCAAGUGAAAACCUCUAAAGAAGAGUAUCAAGUGCAGAUGCUGCUGAAUGAAAAGUUGAUGCCGUUUCAUCACUCAAAUGAAACCAUCUCUAUUUAUGCAGACCUCAAGGACUAUUAUAAGGACAUCCUUCAAAACUGCCAUUUCAAAGAAGAAUGUGAAUUACCAAAAAGUAAUAGUACUGCUACUGAUGAACUUUGAGGAAAUGAAACAGAGUGGAUUUUGUGCAAAUAGAUUUCAUUUCUGUUCAACAGAUGUUGUGGACAAGCACUUUUGAUUUGCUACUGCUGCAUUGACUUUCUAAACUUGCAAAUUUGAUUGUCGUGACUUAUCUGGUUGUCUCUGUUAGCAAAGCGCGCUGUUUGCAUGUUACAUAAGCAGAAUUACAAAAACAAAUGCUUUAAUGGGGAUGUUGCUGAGCCUUUGAAACAAAUGCGUGCCGCAAGAUAAAGCAUACCUGUACGUUUA